UGAAAGGGCGCAAAUGGACUGGUAAUGUUCAUCGUGGGUCUUUGGUCCGACUUUUCUCUCUUGAUUUAUCGUUGUUGGAAUGAGUUGUUUUAGACACAUUCCACCGUAACUGACCAUCGACGAGAUGUUUAGACUAUUUUUUCCUAAGGCUUAUUUCUUACUUCUUUCUCUGGUUCAGAAUUUUCUCGUUUUCACCGCCUUCCUACCGUCAAGCGAGGGCCAUUCACAGGGUCUCCAGGAAGUUGUAUUCCCGCCGCAGUUUCUUCCUUCUAAGGAUCCAAGCAUUUUAACAGGACAUUUAAAAAUGUUUGGACUGCAGAGGCCACCAAAUGGUCCUGUAGUUGAAUACAACUCAGUUCUAAAACCUCAAGAGUUUUGGGAUAAACAUGUGAGCAUGUUCAAAACCACUUGUAUUCCGUCAGGCUAUCGCGAACUCCCCAGCGCGACUUAAGUGGAGCGACCAGUAUUUAAAGGAAAAAUAUGGCGACUUAGAUGUGUUGACAGAGCUGAAAACAGAAAACAGAACACAUGGGGUAACGUCAAGGAUGUUAUUGGGUGAUUUUAUUGAUGUCUAUGGAAAGGAAAAUCUGUAUGUAGUGACAGUUUUGCCUGACCCGAUGAGGAAAGAUCUUCCAGUAAGUAGAUGUUUCAUGUUCGCAAAAUAUUCAUAUGUGAAUGUUUCUCUGACGCUAAAAUUGCCUCGUUCAUUGAUUAAGUUUAAAAUUUAUCGGUUUUUUUUAUCACAGUUAUAAAGUCGUAAAAAGUUCAAAUGGUUCGAGGAUUGAAUUUUAACAUUCAUUGUUCACAUCAAUGUAUUGUUAUUUAAAUGAACAAUUGAGGUACCCUCCUCACCUGUUUUUACUCGAGUAUAAAUUUGCAAUUUACGCUUCGGGAAGAACUUUCAGUCCUAAUGGAAUGGAAAAGAUUGGUCACAUUCCUCAUGUUUAGAUCGUUAGGGACGGACAAUGAGGCAUAUUUCCCCUUGGAAGAGAUUCGUAGAGAGUUUACAGGUGAAUUUAGAACUCAUAUUUCAAACUAAUACUUUGGAGAAUGUCCAUGGCUUGUCAUAGAUGAUGAUGCUUUCCGAAUCAAACUAUGAAUUCUACAGCAUUAUCUUACCAUGCUUCCAUAUCAGGGUCUGAUAAAUAAGAGAAAAAAAAUUGAAUACUUCAAGUUAAGUUGUAAUCUUCAAUUCUGUCUUUGAAAUAAUUUUGGUUUCAAACAAGUAGUGUGAAUAACCACAUGUCUGAUGGCGAAAGGAGGGGUAGAGGGGCAGACCCUCCUUUGUAUCUGCCAGUCCUAUUUAGGAUGAUAUUCUGCAAUCAUCAUUUCUGACAGUCUUAGCAAUUAGAUAUAAACUCAAAAUGGGGUUUCAUUCUUUGCAUUUCUUAUUUUACAAAUCUUUUUUGAUACAACUUCAUUAAACUUUUACCUAGGACAGAGAACACAGUAUCACAACUUUUAUUUACAUUUUUUACUUUGUUUGGCCAAUGAUCUUUUUGAAAACAGAUUUCCUCAAAAUGAAUGAUUUGUAUGCAUGUCCAUUUACAAUUUACUGUUAUCAAGAUUCUCCUUGAACAUUUUCUCAUUCUUUGCUCUGUAGUUGCUCCCCUGUCUAAUGUGUGGCACAUUCAAAGACUUUUUACAUGAACUUAACUUUUGGAUGAGCUCUGGAGGAACACGAUCUGUGAUUCAUUUUGAUGCAGACCAUAACAUUCACUGCCUUGUUGCAGGCCGCAAAGACUUUGUGAUGAUUCACCCAGACUUCGCACCUGUUCUGAAUGUCACCAAGGUGAGUCUGAAGUAUGAGUGGUAUGUACCCUUAAAGUAUGGGUUUUAGGAACUUGAGUUCGUAACAGGCCAGGGGACUCCAAGGUGUGAUCAGUUUAUUUGUCAUAGGGAGCAUGGAAUAGUUUUGGAAAAGUCACCCAGGUAUUUUAAGUGACAUGCACAUGGCAGCCAUACAGUGAGCUGUAUAAGUGCUCCAGUACUCAGCAUUUUAUAGUCUAAAGUGAACACAAAAUAAACAUUUGUGAAGAAUAUGAUUAUACAGAAUAUGUACACCUGUAGAAUACUGUUUUGUUUCAUUUUGUUUCCUGAUGAGCAUUCUUAUCAUGUUGCCAAGAAGCGACUUUAAAAGAAGUGGGGCUUGGAGCUUUGGGGUGUUCAAUUUCAAUUUUUUAGCAUCUUCAGAAUGGUGUCUUACUGGACUGUGAGCCUUUAACAGGGUGUGAUCAUCAGAAGUGUGCAGUGUUAAAAUACAGGAUUUGAAUAUUUUCUUUACAUAUUUAAUACCACUAUGCUAGUUACAUGAUAAAUCGUAAUACUUGUUGAAUGACAAAUCUUACUCAUUUCUUGAACAGGUCAGUAAAAUGAACUGACUUUAUCUUAGACAGGAUCAGAGCCUUAAGGCCCCAGUGGAACUACCCCACCCAAAUUACCCUUGAGUGGUCCCCCUUCCUUGCAGCUCUAAUUUCUGUGAUGUCUAUAAUUGACAGUCUCACCAGUACUAGACCAUGUUCUUUGGACUGUUCCAAAGGGGUGAGAUCUCAAUAUAUUUGUUUUUCAGCCCCCACAGUUUGGUUCAGGUUACUCCAGCAUUGAUCCUGAUAUGGUUGACCUGAAUCUGUAUCCAGAUGCUUCCAAAGUGGAGUGGACAUACAGUACUCUUGGACCAGGUGACUGUAUCUUCAUCCCUUCAGGUAAGCACCCUCUCAUAAUGUUUCUCUCAACCUCAAGUUAUUUCACUAUGCUCUUCAAUAACACAAUGAAUUUUAUGUUUACACUAAAAAUUGGAACCUUAGUUUUAUGCUUCUGUUUAAAUGAACAUCUGAAUCUCGUAAAACAGCUUUUUAACCAUGCAUUUAGUUUGCGUUCUGUUGAAAAGAAUAAUAACCACCAGAGAUGGUUUCAAACCUUCCCACUUGAUCUCUUAAACAAGUGAUAGCCUGUGUAGAAGGCACUCGGUGAGUAACCAUAAAAAAAGAAAGCAAUGUUGGAGAAAGCUCUCAGUCUUUAGUUUUCAUGAUAUUCCUAGUGUCUGUACAUCUUAUCAAACCACUUACCCUUUCAAGAUAACAUUGCUGAGCAUAUUUAAUUGAAGGUUUUUAUUUAAAAAAGUUUACAAAGCCAAUUUAACUAAUUGAUUCAAUUAACAAUUCUACCAACAGGUUACAUACACCAAGUGCGCUCAUACAAAGGCAAUCGCACCAUCUCUGCAACAAUGCUCUUUACUGUGUCUCUUGAUAACACAUUCAACAAUUCCAGCUGUGAGAAUGAGACAUAUGAGUACCGACCACUCAGUGAAGCUAAAGUGCACUGGACUUACAAUAAAGGAGACAAGACUAUCGACAUGGGUUAUCAGAAUGUGGAGAAAUUCAGACAAUACUUCUUGUCUUCAUUUGACAGCCUUCAGGUGAGGGCUCUUCUGGGGGGUCAAGUAGAAUUAUUAAAAUGAAUAAAAUGAAGGUUAGAAACAAACCCCCUCACCUUCAUUACUAAAGAAUUCUCCAACUGAGAACCACUGAUGAAACGGCUGAAUUGAGAUACACCGGGUAGAAUUAGAAUGUUAUUUCUGCUGUUUUUGCAAGGGAGAGGGGAGGGGGUUAAGAAGACCUCAACCCUUUACACCCUAACAUCAGUAUGCAUAUUCUCCAUACAAUUGUUGGCCUACAUAAGUGAGCUGAUGGCCCACAAAAGUGAGCUGAUUUCUGUUAGAGACACCAGAAGAUAUGAUUUAUGUUCCAAUGACAGCUUACUCCUUGCUCCUUGCAGGGGUAAAACACCCACUCACUCUUGGCAAGUGAUCUUUCCAUGCAGCCGCCACUAAAUUUUGGAACAAUCUUCCGGGCUCUAUCAGAAACACCCAAUCUUUAAACAAGUUGAAGAAGGUCACUAAGACUUUUAUUUGCAAAAGCUUUUUAAUUCUUUGUAUCUAAUCUUAUAUUUUUACUUCUUAGUGAACAUUUUUUAUUUUUUUUUAAUUAAAAAAAUUUUUUUUUUUUUUAGUUUUUAGUAUCUAUGUAGGGUCGAAUUUUUAACAUUUAAUUGUAAUGCGCAAUUGAAAAUUCUUAUAUUGGUAAUUGCACAAUAUAAGUCUAUAAAUUAUUAAAUUAUUAUUAUUAUUAAAAUUCCUAAGGUGCUGACAAGGAGAAUAUGUUGAUAAUAUAAAUUUGUUCUGUUGUCUCGCGACAAAGUCACUAGAUGUAGAUCGUGACUUUUCAACUGCGUACUGCAAGUCUUCUUCAGGCAAUGGGGUCAACUGAUUCUGGCACAGCAUGUAUUUAUUCACUCUUCUCAAUAUUUUUACAGUUUCAGUUACAAAUCUAUCGGUAUCUUUAUCUUGAAUGAAACAUGGCAUACAAAGAAAAUCCAACUUUUGGUCCAUUAAGUUAUCAAGUCUUUCAAGAAACAGGGCCUUGGUCCUGAAAUCAAACCAUUCUUCUCCCAGACCCACAGCUUAGUAGCUGACAAAUACUCUUUUUUCACUAGACAUCUUUUUUCAAGUUGUGUUGCUAAAUAUUAGUUUCAAUCUUUCUCAGGUGGAUAGGUUGACUGAAAGGAAAUUUUCUGAACUGAUAGAAGAUAUAUUCACUCUUGAUCAAGAAACCAUGGAGCUGAUCCAGAGAGACACCCAUGAAAUCUUCCACACAUUUUUAGAUCCUGAUGGCAAGGGAUUUCUCACACGUGAUGAUAUCAGAGCUCUCUCUCAAGAAACAUUGAAAACAAUUGUGCGGCACUGUGAGGAACCACAUGGUCCUGUUGCUGGAGCUCCUGGUGAUAGAGGAGCUGCUUACAAGUUAAAAAUACAGACAGAAGCUAAACAAGAUAAAUAUAAUGAACGAAGGAAGGAAGACAGAGAUGAGUUGUAAUAUUAAAGACAUUGAGUUACAUAUUCAAAACAUGUUAAAUAGUAUCAUAAUGAAUUGCUUAAAAAUAUUAUUUAAGGCAAUAAUAAAUUAAUGAAUGCACCACAAAUUUUGUUGGAUUUCUGGACAU
Messenger RNA from Pocillopora meandrina, 4998 nucleotides. Lineage: Eukaryota; Metazoa; Cnidaria; Anthozoa; Scleractinia; Pocilloporidae. The record is from the annotation of a GenBank genome assembly.